This is a messenger RNA of Aspergillus tanneri, 333 nucleotides long. RefSeq lists its product as uncharacterized. The transcript has a single exon. NCBI's taxonomy places the organism in Eukaryota, Fungi, Ascomycota, Eurotiomycetes, Eurotiales, Aspergillaceae. Bases 1 to 333 code for a protein of 110 amino acids. The record is from RefSeq and is a predicted model, not a curated record.
AUGCAUCUCGGAAAGACUAUCGCGUUCUUCUGUCUCAGCUCUGGGGCCCUUUCCUAUAAGAUCCGUGCAUUUAGCGGUAAAGAUUGCUCGGGCGAUGCCAAGGAAAUCAAUGUAUGGGACAAUACCUGCAGAGAUAACAAUGUCCCUACAACCCGAUCUUUUCGAGUGCUAGCCUAUGGGGCACAUCGCCAGAGAGCUACCUUUUCGGAAGACCAUGCCUGUGGAUAUGGGAAGCAAAGUUACUGGGCGGACGGUGGGAGUGAUAAGUUCAAGAAGGACGCGUGUAUUACUCUGGACUUUGAAGCGAAUACCUACGGCUCUCGUUCAGCCUAG